Molecule: messenger RNA, 1824 nt
Organism: Sorghum bicolor (sorghum)
Lineage: Eukaryota; Viridiplantae; Streptophyta; Magnoliopsida; Poales; Poaceae
Product: UV radiation resistance-associated gene protein
Exons: 6
Coding region: 224-1375 (383 amino acids)
Biological process (GO): SNARE complex assembly
Cellular component (GO): lytic vacuole; endosome
Molecular function (GO): SNARE binding
Source: RefSeq, a predicted model, not a curated record
AGGCCAGGCCAAAGCCAAGCCAAACCAAACCCAACCGAAAGCAGUCGCCGCCGCUCGCCGGAGAAGGAACAACCGACGGCGCACUCGUGCUCCUGCUUCCCAGAGCGCCCCCAAGACCUUACCACAAGGCCACGUGCCCCCUUGGCUCCCUCCGCCCGCCCGCCCGCCCAUGCGAAGCUCGCGCCUUCCCCCGACCCCUCGCCCGCGGGCAUGAUCCGCGGCGAUGGAGGACCCGGCGCCGUCGUCCGCCGCACCUGACCCUCCCCUUUCGCCUUCCCCGCACCCGCAGCCGCCGGUGGAGGAGGGGGACGGCUGGGUGGUCGUGCCGGCCAGCGAGGUCGAGGGGGUCCACGCGCCCAAGGUCAUCCACUGGGACGACCUGCAGCAGGAGCUCGCCCGCCUCUGGAGCCUCUCCGCCGCGCUCCAGCCCGCUGGGGACCGCAAGGCGCACCUCGCCGCGCGCCUCGAGUCCACGCUACAGGUUCGCCAGGAGUUUCUCGAGCAGGACAAUGAGUUGGCUGAAAUGAGGCGGAGACUGCAAGAGCAUACUGAUCGUCUUGGGGAUCUGAAGAUGCGCACGAAGAAAUUGUCGGAGGAUGUUGUGGAUCAAAGGGAACAGCUUUGUGUCAAGAUCAGAACGUUGUCAGUGGCAAGCAAGGCUCUUGAUGCUGCGUGCAGUAAUCUGAAGGAAGCUAAUAAGUUGCUGUCAGGGGAAAAUGGUUGUGGGCGCCUUAAAAAUCUGGAACAGAAGUUACGGAUGAGACAGCAAUAUAUGAUAGCUCAAGUUGCUCAGAUAUAUCCUGUGAGGCCUUUGGAUGAACAAUCUUCAGAUCACAAGCCUGGAUUUACCUCCAACAUAACCAAAACAAGAAAUGCUGAACCAGUGUUGCCAAAUGGCUCCCAAAACAGACCUUUGGUUAUAUUGGGUCUACAAUUAUCAAAGCUUUCUGUGAAAAAGACUGGCUACUUCAGUGACAAGACAGAGGUUCAGAAAUCUUCGACUGUUCUGGGAUAUGCUGCUCAUGCAGUCUCCCUCAUUGCAUCGUAUCUCAAUGUUCCUCUUCGAUAUCCUUUGCGCUUUGGAGGUUCACGGUCAUAUGUUCUUGAUCCUGCGCCUUCAGUUGAGCCAUCAUCUAUGAUCUCAGUAGCAAGUUCUGUCCCUACUGGCACAAGCAUGAGGACAAUGGAAUUCCCUCUGUUUCUUGACAGCCAGGAGACAACAAGAUCAGCAUAUGCAAUAUUCUUGUUGAACAAGGAUAUCGAGCAACUUCUGAAUUACAUUGGCGCUGAGAGCCUCGGGCCAAGACAUGUCUUAGCAAACCUGAGGCAGCUGACAAGGAUCAUCCAGUCACAAGAAUACAUUUCUGUUGAUUAGUUUGACCCAGAUACAGUUUUUGGAGCUAUGAGUUAGUCCAGAAGAUGUAUUGGUGCUGCUUUUAACAGGCACCUUUUUUUUAACCCCCCCUUUUGACACAGAAGAGUUGGUCGCUGUUAUAUGAGUAAAUCGAGUCAUUUCCAGGUGUACAGGAAGACGAGAUACUACUGUGCUACUAUGCAGCAACUAGAGGUGCUUGUUCAUGCCAAAGUUACUGUUGUUUUAGCGUGUUUCUUGACGUUGAUAGUGUACCCUUGGUUCAACUGCACAUGUCUGAAGCAGGAUCGAGCAAUGUUUUUUGUACCUUCAACUGCAUGAUCUAGUUAAAUGAUGAGGUGAUCAGUUUAGUCCUCAAUUUUUCUUCCCUGUGAUAAACUUUGUUUAUAUCAAGAAACACUUAUGGAGAAUGCAAUGCAACGACUGAUGAAAUUGGGUCCCUUGCUGCGCAA